Molecule: messenger RNA, 4262 nt
Organism: Anopheles aquasalis
Lineage: Eukaryota; Metazoa; Arthropoda; Insecta; Diptera; Culicidae
Product: DNA repair protein complementing XP-C cells homolog
Biological process (GO): mismatch repair; nucleotide-excision repair
Cellular component (GO): nucleotide-excision repair factor 2 complex; nucleus; XPC complex
Molecular function (GO): damaged DNA binding; single-stranded DNA binding
Source: RefSeq, a predicted model, not a curated record
ACUGUUGAAGGUCCUAGGACGAAGGUACAACACGCGUGAAGGUAGCCAUUUUCAAGGUACUGCGUGCGUGAAAGUAGAUUAUUUUUCCCAUCAUCGGCGGGACCGAACCGAGACCACUCUGCAGCAGCUGCUUUCCGCAUCGCUUAACGUUUUUUGUGGCCAUAAAUACCGAUCAAGAGGAGACGGAGCCACGUCGGCCACCUCGGGCUAGGUACCGGCUCGAAGAAGAACCAAUCGAUGGAUUGUGCGUAGCCAGCGGAUUGGUUGUUUCACUGUUUUGUUGAUAUGAGCGAAGAAGAGGAAGUGCUGACCGAGAGUGAGGAGGAGGACGGCGAUUUUUCGGCCAGCGAAGACGAGUGGUUACCGACGAAGAAGUCCGCCAAAAAGGGUGGCAAAAAGCGCGGCACUGCAGGCAGUUCCGAUGAGGAGGAUGGGGAGGAGGACGAUGAUGACUCCGUUACCGAGGACGAGAGCGAUCUGGAGGACUUUGAAGAGAGUCCAAAGAAAAAAGGCAAACAACAGCAGAAUACUACUUCCCGCAAAAGAUCGGCCACCGGUACCGCAUCGCGCCAAUCGGGGUCCGGGGCGGGCAAAAAGAAACGUCUUUCACCCGGACUACGGGACCGGCUGUACCAGCAGUACAAAAAAGAUUUAUUGAAGGAAGUGUGCCCGGUUAAGCCACCGCUCAACAGCAGCGUGUCGGACAUUUUGCAAAAAUGUCAGUUCCAGCGAAAAUCGAUGGUGAAUGCUGUAGCGCAGGAUAAGCAGGAGGAGGACGAUUCCGGCAGCAGUAGCGGCGACGAUCAUUUGGUAGACCCGGAAAAGCUCGAUCUCGGGUCGACGUUCUUCGAUAAAAAAGAAGAAGCACCCGGAACAGCGAGCAGUAACCUGCCGGAGGUUGGAACUUCGAAACCGUCGGCCGUACCACAUUUCGACGUGAACGCCGGCAUGCGACUAUCCGACAGCUCUGACGGUGAGGAUGAUGCCGGUGCGGGCCUACUGCCAGCCUCGAUACCGAAGCAAGCCGCGGACGAGUUGAUCAGCCACAUCAACCAGCGGUCCGGUGAUUUUAUGAAUUUUAACAAUCUCGAUCAAUUUACGGCGAAGGUGGAGGAAGCAAAGCGGUUGCUGCGAAGCUACCAGCAGCGACAAGAGCCGGAGAAACGGUCGACGACGAAUAAACCCUCACAGACGCCUUCAGAGCAGCAACGGCAGGAGCAAGAGCGGAAGGACAGCAUUUCCUGCCUACUGGCCCAGGGUGAAGCAACGGACGGUGGUAGCCGGCCCGGUCAAGUUCCGGCACCGGCCGAUGCUAGCUCUGAUUCGGAUUGGGAAGAGGUGGACAAUGGUGGAGAUACCAGGGAGCAGAAAACCGAAGAGAGUUCGGCCGUGGCAGAGAACAAGGACGGUGCAUUACAGGUUACUAUUGAGCUGGACAAUGCUCAGAGCCGCAGAAAACGUAGAGAGGAACUCGAGAUGGAGCUGUACAUUAAACGACAAAUCAAUAAGGUGAAGCGAACGAAUCGAUUAAACUAUCACAAGAGUAGUGUGGUCGUUGCGGUUGCUAUAGGUCAACGGUUGAACCGUACCGUCGAUAGUGAUCGCGUACGCGGUCUGUUGCUUUCGGUCAUGCAGGAUCAAGCAUUGCCAUCGAAGGUAAAGUGGGACGAAAAAAGGAUGCAAAAUUUGUACCGUUGGUUCAAGGCGGAAUUCACACUGCAGUCGCAUGAACUGCUUGCACCCCGGACGGGAUGCACCGUAAGCUCCAUGUUGGCUCUAGCACUGUUUACACGUAAGGUGCAGUGUUGUCGCGACUACAUAUUGUUAUUUUUAGCCUGUCUACGAUCCGCCGGAGCCCAAGCUCGACUGGUUCUGUCAGCAGUUGUGCCCUCAAAGCGGCCCCCAAUGAGUGAGCUCUGCCCCAUGUCCGAGCGUCAGAUCAAAGAAAAUCUGGAAAAAAAGGAAGCUAAACUUUCACCCAAACCGAAAAUUGUACAAAUCAAAUCAAACAAACAAUUAACCUCACAUAGUAUUGUGAAGCAAGAUGAUCAUCACCACAACGUACCUGAAGCGCCAGAGAUUGCCAAACCGACGGUGGAUGAACCGUCCAUCACAGCCAGAAAGGAAAACGCUGCCGUUCCCAGACGUUCACCUCGAGGUAGUAAGAUAAUGCCCGAAAAAGACACAGUUCCAAUGAAAAGAUCAUCUCGAAAGGCGUUAACAACGCUUAACAUACCGCAGCUGGACGGUGGAGAUGAUGCCAUCCCCGGGAAGGCCGAAGUAAAGUCCCUUCGACGUUCUCAUCGCUCAAAAUCGGCGGCAAUAGCACAGGUAGCCUCGGUGGCAUCUCCCGGGACGUCUCCAUUUGCGAUGCGAAAAUCAAACACACCUAAAACUACCUCAGGUGCAAAACCAGCAAAUAGCUCCGAAGCAGCUGGCCAAUCGGCGGCUGCACGUAAACGUAAGCUAUUCCCGGCCGAUAAAGAUUCCCUUGAACCAGCUACAGCCCCGAAAGCAACACAGAGGAAAACACGAUCCAACACCGUGCAGCCAAGUCAGACGGUGUCCAAGACGACGAAGAUGAAUACGGAGGAGCCCAAGGUAAAGCGGAAAGCCGUCACAAAACGUCUAAAGUCACCAUCAGCUAAUGAUGGUGAUGCAGCAGUGAUCGACAAGGUAGAAAAGAAGCCAUCGCAACCCGAAAAAGAAAACUCUCACUGUACUGUGCUCGAUCAGAAGAUUCCUGUUGUUAUGGUGGAGAAAAUGGUUCACAACAAAUCCAUAGACCGGAAAGUCCUUUCUUCGUCGUCCGAAAGCGAUGCAGAACUCGGUGGACGAAAGCUGAACGGUUCAAUUGCAACAACAUCUCGGAAACAGGCCACAGUGAGAAAUAGAACCAACACCAAAAAGCCUAAACCCGCCUAUGAUGAAACGGAUGAUGAUAGUGAUUUUGAGAUGCCGACAGGAGCAGCAUCGAAUCGUAAACCGAAGAAGAGCCCUGGGCUAGCGACCGCCCCAACAAAGGCCAAAAAAUCGCACAAUCCACGACGAAGCAAAACGGGCGACCAUUCGAGCGCAAACAAGGACAAGAUCGAUCUUUGGAUUGAGUUUUACUGUGAAAAGGCGCAACGGUGGAUCACCUUCGAUACCUUUAGUGGCAGAGCUGACUGCAAGGAUUACAUAGUGCGAAUCGCACCGAAUCCAAUCUCGUAUGUGUUUGCCUGGGACAAUGAAGGAUAUCUGAAGGAUGUGACAGCACGAUAUGUACAAAACUGGAACACUGCCUGCCGUAUGCUUCGCGCAGAGCAACCCUGGCUCGAUCGGACUUUGGCACCCUUUAUAGGUCCGAAAACGGAACGUGACGUUGCGGAAGACAAUGAGCUGAACAAGUUGGAUGCAGAUAAACCACUGCCGAAGACAAUAGGCGAACUGAAGAAUCAUCCGCUCUACGCUCUGCGACGCCAUCUGCUCAAAUUCGAAGCUCUGUACCCGCAGGAACCGCAGCCGCUUGGCUUUAUCCGCUCGGAAGCAAUAUAUCCGCGGGAAUGCGUGCACACACUGCAAACCCGCGAAAAGUGGUACAAGCAGGGGCGCGUCGUGAGAGCCUUCGAAACGGCCUACAAAGUGGUCAAAUGCUGGAAGUACGAUAGACCGAACAACAACUGGCUCAAGGAUCAACCGUGUGACCUAUUCGGCCACUGGCAAACGGACGAGUACGAUCCACCGACGGCCGAGAAUGGUGUUGUACCCCGAAACGAAUACGGUAACGUGGAGCUUUUCACGGAAAAAAUGCUACCUAAGGGAACGGUUCAUCUGAAGUUACCGGGAUUGAACAAAGUUUGCAAGCGGCUACAGAUCGACUGCGCUCCGGCUUUGACGGGUUUCGAUAUGGCCAAGAUGCGCGUUGUACCUGUGUACGAUGGGUUCGUCGUUUGCGAGGAGUUUGCUGAGAAAGCGGUCGAAGAGUGGUACAAGGACAUGGAAGAAGAGGAACGUCGCGAGCAAGAGAAGCUGGAGAAACGGGUUUACGGUAACUGGAAGCGGCUGAUCAAGGGGCUUCUGGUACGCCGGAAGCUACAGAACAAGUACAAUUUCGACAACCUAGCAUAGAGAAGGAUCGCGGCUGAUAGCAAGUAGUUGAUUGAGCGGAUAUAUUUUGUAAGCGCCGUUUAAUGCGCAGAGCUCGAUUUGUUUUAAAUAUUUUAGUAUUUGAUUGUAUUAACAUUUGGUGUAUAUUUCGAUUAUUUAGUAUGUGUAUUGGA